This is a messenger RNA of Alligator sinensis (Chinese alligator), 9522 nucleotides long. It is a transcript of the gene SIN3A, whose product is annotated as SIN3 transcription regulator family member A. Bases 3061 to 6900 code for a protein of 1279 amino acids. Lineage: Eukaryota; Metazoa; Chordata; Crocodylia; Alligatoridae. The transcript has 20 exons. The record is from RefSeq and is a predicted model, not a curated record. Gene Ontology annotation, biological process: negative regulation of transcription by RNA polymerase II. Gene Ontology annotation, molecular function: transcription corepressor activity. Gene Ontology annotation, cellular component: chromatin.
CUUGAAGUGUGUCGCCCCGAACUGGAUGCAGUACUCCAGCUGCGGUCUAAGCCAGUGGGAAGUCUAUGGGAGUAGCUCAUCAGAGGAAAAUGCUGAGCUUUUUGCCCAAGGUGGCAUUCUAAUCAUCAUAAAUGAUAAGGGUGCGUGACCCUUGUAGCAGUUGCCUGGCCUCUCGUAGUCCUUUUACUGGUCAGCAUCUAUUUUAAACCUUGAUUAGUCCAACAAAAGUGACAAGGGGACCAUGUCUUUAUGGGAAUGGAACACAAACAGCAGAGCUAUUAGAUGGGCCCUGCAACUGGAUCCUUCCAUUCAAUUUCCCCAAAAUCUGAUACCAGGCUAUAUACUAGGUCUGCUAGAGUUGUGCAGUUGCUACUUUGCUUCACACUCUACAGAUUUGGAUUCAGAAGCAUUGUGACCUGCUUAUUCUGGGGAUGGGAUAUAGAAUUUAUUGUCUAGUGGCCGGAAACAUUUUAUGAAAGUUGUCAAACUAGCAGGAUGCUUUUGCACUGUUAAAAUACUAAAGUGUGAACUAAGCCUAGAGAGCACUUAAAAUAAUGUAAGGGCAGUUGGGACCGAACAAAAAUUAGGUGGAUACUUAGAGACUUGCCUCUCAGCUGUUCCAUGUUGCUGAGCACACAUUAUAAAUGAGCAUCACUUGCUUCCUCCUCCCCCCACAAAUGUAGUCUCCAUCUUGAUGUGAAGUCUUGCACGGUACUUUUGCCAAGUGGAAAUUUCAUAGCCAAUUCUGCUAGUUUUACUUAUUUAGAUCCCAGCUGUGCUGAGUGUAAAACUUACUACAAAGCUAAAAUGUUCCCAACUCCUAGGGAGUUAACAGUAAGUAGACUCAUAUAAUGACUGGAGCUACUUUCAGAGAUCAGUCAAAUGAUGACAUGGACGACAGAGGUAAAAUAGGAAAAAACUGACUCCGUCUACCCUAGAGUCUUCUGUUCUCUGGGUGUCACUCUGGUGAGUGCUUGUCCACCAUAUUUAAGGUGUAGUUAGUACUGUCAUCCUCCUUGUCUUAUUGAUGUGGUGGGUUUUUCAUGGGAGAUCGUGCUCGAAGAAGUGUGCGAGGGGGAAUGAGUCAUAGUCCAAUUAAAAAACCUCCCUUUUGUGGGAUCUCACUAAAGACUAGUGAGUGGGAAAGAGCUUAAAGCAGAAAGUAAUAAGAUGUGUACAACCUAUGAUAUCAACCUUUUUAAUUUUGACAAUUCUAGUGAACAAUUUUGUUAGGCAUAUAUGCACACUUUGUAGGGGUAUCGAUGAGUCUGAGUCUGUUCACUAUCCAGUUGGUUAAUAAUGGGUUUAAUCGUAUAAUUUACAGAUCAUAAUUCUUGUGUCCAAAUGAUCUGUGAAGAGAUUGAUUCCUUUAUUUUUGUGACUCCGGUUACUUCUGGAGGACAGCCUCCAUCUAUUUCAUUGCUAAUGAUGAAUUUGUUUAAGUUUAUACCCUGUAUUAGACUAUAGUUGAUUUGGAGAAAAUAAGGUUAGGUGCUUGACUGGAGGGAAAACAGGACAUAGUACUAGAUAGAAUGAGUAUGCUUGCGAGUGCUCUUGGUUGUAUGGUAAUUUCUCAGGAGCGACGUUAGCAAUCAUCACCACCCAGAAAACAGCAGUUCUUGAAUACCUUUGCAUGAAAGCAGAGGUCAUACAAAUAAAGUGAAGAAUUCAUGGUAUUUUAAGGAGUGGGAUAGCAAAGUGUGACAACAAAUCAAGAAUUAAUUGGGAAAAUGCAGAGGCUAUUUGAAUUAGAGCAGUAGCAUCUGCCUUCUGGUUGUGUACUGAAGGAAGGUAUUUUGGGUGUGUUGUGGGAAGGAUGCUCUUCACUGUCCUCUGGAUGUUCCCAAUACAGAUAUUGAGGGCAUUUUGGGCUUUCAUUCUUGCCAUUUUAAUUUGUGCUUAUAUUACCAUGAUGCUGAUGUCCUACUGCAGUGACCUUAUGAGCUGUGCAAGAAAUGGUUGGAGUGGCAUGUGGAAUCAAACUUAAACCUCACAGCAAGUCUGCAUGAGUUUGCUAGAAAUAUUUUUUUUUCUUAGUGAGUUUAAUCGUGAGAACCUGAUUGUGGUCCCUAAAUCUAUCUUCAGACUACACUUAUUGCUUACUCUUCCUCAGACUUUACUUUGUAAAAGUUCUUCCUGCAGGCUUGGCUAGCAUCCUGUCUGUGAUGUUACUGGGGAUGUCACAAUCGAAAGCUCAUGCUUUCAAUGCAGGGCAGUUAAGACCUUUAGCUUUCUGCAGAAGAUUCCCUAUUUCUAAAAGAGCCACGUGGCUUGCUCUUGCCAGAAACGCUACAAGCUUCUGCUGCCUUUUGUUGCAUGCUCAUAUUAUUUAAAAGGGACCUUCCUGUGUUCAGGAUCAAAGAUAUUCUGAAUUAAAAUAUGCUUCAAGUCAGUUGAAGAAAUCCAUUCACAACCUUGAUAUUUUAAUUCUAAACAUGAGGCUUGUAUUUUAAAAAAUAUAUCUCCUGAAAAACUUUUACUCCGGAUUCCAAUGCCAUUUGCUUUCUCAAACUCUUUAAGAUGGAAGUUGGCAGCAUAUAGCCUGUGGGCUGAAUCAAGCCCACCAAGCCACUGGACUUGGCCUGCAGAGCAAGGAGGGCUUUGCCUGUGUUUGUGCCCACACUGGCUCCAGGCACCUGGAAGCUACACCUGUACCGCUGCCCCCUUUCCCAGCCCCCCUUGCUCCUUGGGGCACAGCUUCUAGCUGGUGGAGAGCUGUACCACAACUGGAAAGAGGGAGAGUUGGAGGGAAAAGCUGUGCAGCUGGGGAGUGGGAGGUGGAGGGGAGUGGCAGUGGCAGCACAGAUGCAGGCAAAACCCCUUGCCACUGAUGCCAUGUGGCCCAAGUUGAAUCAGAACCGAGCUGUUAAAGGUUCUGGCUACUGCUCGAAGAAAUAGUGGCAGGCUAAAUGGAAUAUCCCUAAACCUGUUGUACUUCUCCUAUGCCUCCUGUUGAUGAGCCCAGUAUUCUGUUCAGUUAGGGAGAGAAUGGGUCACUUACAUUUCUCAAUGGAUCUGUUUCAGCAGUUUUGGUAGUGCUUCCCCGAGCAUGAAUUCAGAAUGAAGCGGCGAUUGGAUGAGCAGGAGUCACCUGUGUAUGCGUCACAGCAGAGACGUAUUACUAGCAGCACUGAAGCUUUCCAGCACCAGCAUCGUGUGCUUGCUCCAGCACCUCCUGUUUAUGAGGCGGUUUCGGAGACCAUGCAGUCUGCCACUGGGAUUCAGUACUCUGUAACUCCCAGCUACCAGGUGUCAGCUGUGCCACAGAGCUCCGGCAGUCAUGGGCCUGCCAUAGCAACUGUCCAUAGUGGACAUCAUCAUACAACACCGGUGCAGCCUCAUGGAAGUCAGGUGGUGCAGAGUCAUGCUCACCCAACCCCUCCAGCAGCACCAGUACAGGGGCAACAGCAGUUCCAGAGACUUAAGGUGGAGGAUGCACUGUCGUAUCUUGACCAAGUAAAGCUGCAGUUUGGUAGUCAGCCCCAAGUCUACAAUGACUUCUUGGAUAUAAUGAAGGAAUUCAAAUCUCAAAGUAUCGACACUCCAGGAGUGAUCAGCCGUGUGUCUCAGCUCUUCAAAGGUCACCCUGACUUGAUCAUGGGCUUCAAUACCUUCUUGCCACCUGGUUAUAAAAUUGAGGUGCAGACAAAUGACAUGGUGAACGUGACAACACCAGGACAAGUUCACCAAAUCCCUACUCAUGGUCUCCAGCCACAGCCGCAGCCACAGUCCCAGCAUCAGUCCCAGCCCUCAGCACAGUCGACCCCAACCCCAGCACAGCCUGCACCACAGCCACCACCUGCCAAAAUCAGUAAGCCAUCACAGUUGCAGGCACAUACUCCAGCCAGCCAGCAGACUCCUCCAGUCCCACCAUAUGCAUCACCACGCUCUCCACCUGUGCAGCCUCAUACACCUGUGACAAUCUCUCUUGGAACCACCCCAUCCCUGCAGAACAAUCAGCCAGUAGAGUUUAAUCAUGCCAUCAACUACGUCAACAAGAUUAAGAAUCGGUUCCAGGGGCAACCAGACAUCUACAAGGCUUUCCUGGAGAUCCUCCACACAUAUCAGAAAGAGCAGCGGAAUGCCAAGGAGGCAGGAGGUAACUACACACCAGCUUUGACAGAGCAGGAGGUGUACGCGCAGGUGGCACGCCUCUUUAAGAACCAGGAGGAUUUGCUCUCGGAGUUCGGGCAGUUUCUGCCAGAUGCUAACAGCUCUGUGCUGUUAAGUAAGACAACUGCAGAGAAAGUUGAGUCUGUAAGAAAUGACCAUGGUGGCACAGUCAAGAAACCCCAGCUCAACAAUAAGCCGCAAAGACCCAACCAAAAUGGCUGUCAAAUCCGACGGCACUCGGGAACUGGAGCAACCCCUCCAGUGAAGAAGAAACCAAAGCUGCUUGGCCUAAAGGAUCAGUCAUUGGCAGAAGCCAGCAAACAUGGUGGGGGGACAGAGUCACUGUUCUUUGAGAAGGUCCGAAAGGCUCUGCGUAGUACAGAGGCAUAUGAAAAUUUCCUUCGCUGUCUGGUUAUUUUUAACCAGGAGGUCAUUUCCCGUGCUGAGCUUGUGCAGCUAGUUUCUCCAUUCUUGGGGAAAUUUCCAGAACUGUUCACUUGGUUUAAAAACUUCUUGGGUUACAAAGAGUCUGUUCAUAUGGAGACAUUUCCCAAGGAGCGCGCUACAGAGGGAAUUGCCAUGGAAAUAGACUAUGCCUCCUGUAAACGACUGGGUUCCAGCUACCGAGCCUUGCCUAAGAGUUACCAGCAGCCCAAAUGUACAGGGCGGACUCCACUGUGUAAAGAGGUUUUAAAUGAUACUUGGGUCUCCUUCCCUUCAUGGUCUGAAGAUUCCACCUUUGUUAGCUCCAAGAAAACACAAUAUGAAGAACACAUCUACAGAUGUGAAGAUGAGCGUUUUGAGCUGGAUGUUGUCUUGGAGACCAACUUGGCAACAAUCAGAGUCCUAGAGGCGAUCCAGAAGAAACUUUCUCGCUUGUCUGCUGAGGAGCAAGCUAAAUUCCGAUUGGACAACACUCUAGGUGGCACGUCAGAGGUGAUCCACCGCAAGGCCUUGCAGAGGAUAUAUGCUGACAAGGCGGCUGACAUCAUAGAUGGGCUGAGAAAGAAUCCAUCUGUUGCAGUUCCCAUUGUGCUGAAAAGGUUAAAGAUGAAAGAAGAAGAGUGGCGAGAAGCCCAGAGAGGAUUCAACAAAGUCUGGCGGGAGCAGAAUGAGAAAUAUUACCUGAAAUCAUUGGAUCACCAGGGCAUCAACUUCAAACAGAACGACACCAAGGUCCUGAGGUCAAAGAGUCUCCUCAAUGAGAUUGAGAGUAUCUAUGAUGAGAGGCAAGAACAAGCUUCAGAAGACAAUGCUGGAGUACCCACAGGCCCGCACCUGUCACUGGCCUAUGAAGACAAGCAAAUCUUGGAGGAUGCUGCCUCCCUCAUCAUCCACCAUGUAAAACGGCAGACAGGAAUCCAGAAAGAGGACAAGUACAAAAUCAAGCAGAUCAUGUAUCACUUCAUUCCAGACCUGCUGUUUGCUCAGCGAGGUGAGCUCUCAGAUGUGGAGGAGGAGGAGGAGGAGGAAAUGGAUGUGGAUGAAGCCACAGGGGCUGCAAAAAAGCACAAUGGUGUUGGCGGCAGUCCUCCAAAAACCAAACUGAUGUUCAACAACACAACGGCUCAGAAGCUGCGCGGCAUGGAUGAGGUGUACAACCUCUUCUACGUCAACAACAACUGGUACAUAUUCAUGCGACUGCAUCAGAUCCUGUGCUUACGACUGCUGAGGAUUUGCACCCAAGCUGAGCGGCAAAUUGAAGAAGAGAACCGGGAAAGGGAGUGGGAGCGGGAAGUGCUAGGCAUAAAACGAGACAAAAGUGACAGCCCUGCCAUCCAGCUGCGACUAAAGGAGCCCAUGGAUAUUGAUGUCGAGGAUUACUACCCAGCUUUCCUGGACAUGGUGCGGAAUCUGCUAGAUGGCAACAUGGACUCAUCUCAGUAUGAGGACUCGCUGCGCGAGAUGUUCACUAUUCAUGCCUACAUCGCCUUUACCAUGGACAAGCUGAUCCAAAGCAUUGUUAGACAGCUCCAGCACAUAGUUAGUGAUGAGAUCUGUGUGCAGGUGACAGAUCUUUACCUGUCAGAGAAUAACAAUGGAGCUACUGGAGGUCUGCUGACCACACAAUCAUCUCGCACCCUUUUGGAGGCUACGUACCAACGCAAAGCAGAGCAGCUUAUGUCUGAUGAGAACUGUUUCAAGCUCAUGUUCAUUCAGAAUAGAGGUCAAGUCCAGUUAACCAUUGAGCUUCUGGACACGGAAGAAGAGAACUCGGAUGACCCUGUGGAGGCGGAGGUAAGAGAGGCAGAGCGCUGGUCAGAUUAUGUAGAGCGGUACGUCAACUCUGAUUCUACCUCCCCUGAGCUUCGGGAACACCUGGCACAGAAGCCAGUCUUCCUGCCAAGGAAUCUGAGGCGGAUCCGUAAGUGUCAGCGUGGUCGGGAGCAGCAGGAGAAGGAAGGGAAGGAGGGAAACAGUAAGAAGUCCAUGGAGAAUGUGGAAAGCUUGGACAAGCUGGAGUGUAAAUUCAAACUGAACUCCUAUAAGAUGGUGUACGUGAUCAAAUCGGAGGAUUACAUGUACAGGAGGACCGCUCUGCUGCGUGCUCAGCAGUCCCAUGAAAGAGUGAGCAAGCGGCUGCACCAGAGAUUCCAGGCCUGGGUGGACAAAUGGACCAAGGAGCAUGUGACCCGUGAAAUGGCAGCUGAAACAAACAAGUGGCUAAUGGGAGAAGGGUUGGAAGGCUUGGUGCCAUGUACCACCACCUGUGAUACAGAGACCCUGCACUUUGUGAGCAUUAACAAGUACCGUGUCAAAUAUGGCACAAUAUUCAAGACACCAUAAGCUCCCUGGGCUAGGGAAGAUCACAGAGUGUGAGUGUGUGUGUGUGCGCGCGCAUCAAGGAAACGAGGAAGAUGCCUUUCUCCCUUCACUGUGUAUCUCCGUAACAUGGCCACUUGACUAGUGCGCAGCUGGUACAACCUGUCACCAGAGGGAUUCUCUUUAGGAAUGUGAAUCCCUACAAACAUGUGCUGGAACUGUUACCCACAGGCCUUUGACUUCAGCAUGCACUGUGGAGGGAAGGACCCUUCUUGGAACUGAGCAAUCCUAGAGAAACACAACUAGCUUGUACACACCAGCAGUGUUGAGACUUGAUUUCCCCAAUGGCUUGAACGUCAAGGGAAGAGAACAGGAUGCCUUCCACAUCCUGAUCGGAUCAGUGCAUUUAAGUUACAUGCUCAGAAGUGUCAUGAAACCCAGAGGUGCCUGUCGCAACUGGAUUUUCCUGUUACGCUGCAGCAGGUUUGCUAGGAUCUCACACGGGGUCAUCACCCCUGCAAUCCAGCUGCCAGAAGCCACCUCAUGGAGCUGCCACUUGCUGCCUCCUUCACCUUCCCUCUACUCCUUCCCAUGCUGGACUCCUGACUUAACCAGUUCAGAUUGGUCUGUCCUUUCUAGUGCCAGUGGAACUGUUUUUGUACCUGCUUGUUUACUAGUCUCUCCUAGUGCCAUGCACCAGCUGUUCACACACAUGUAUACACACACACGAGAGAAACAACACAAUUUUAACAUGUUCCCCUUCCUUUUUUGUAAAUAAAUGUACAUAUUGUCAAUUUUUUUGUUUUUUAUUAAAGAAAGUAUGCUUGAUGUGCUAGCUUAACUGUACUAGCUUCUUGUGUACCAUAGUACCAGGUGGCUUGAGACUUAGUACCUACAGACAGACCUAUGAAGACAUUUAUUACACUUUUUACCAAAGGGAGUUAUCAUUGUAGUGCUUUUGUGUGAAAACUUUUUUCUUUUCUUUUUUUGUAAAUAAAAAUACAUCUUUGUUCUUACUUGAGGAAGACAACUCGCUCACCCACAGCCCUGUUCCUGUUCUGAAAGGCACCAUGCAGCAUGCAGUUUGUGCGGGUGGGAGGGCAUGAGAGAGGGAGAUAUUUGACCACUUUUAUUAUCGGCUUUACAAUCUGAAGGGAAAAAGCAGAAGCAAUGUGUGUGGCUUGUGGAUGAUGUGACCAGGUGAUAAGCAGCCUGUUAAGAUACAUAAAUAUAUAUUAUAUAACUUUUAAUUUUUUUAAUUUUUUUCUGGUGGGUUAUUUUUAUCCACCUUGUCUUCCAGCUCCAAGGAUCUUCACUUUUGGGAAGUGUUACUGAGCUACUUAGCUGGGAUUGAUUGUGCUUAUGUAUUUUUCCCUCUCAGUAUUAGAGAAAAACAUCCUAAGUACCAAACCAGUAUUUGAUAAAGCUGCUUUGUGUGCGAGUGUGCGUGUGUGUACGAGAGAAGGGCAUAUGGGUGGGCUUUUUGGUGCAUUUCACUAGUGAAAUCCUCAAAUGGGAUAUAUAUUUUUUUAAGUAUAGAAAUUUAGUGCUGGCAGAUAUUUAAACAGUGGACAAAUCUGAUUUUAAAAGAAGUCAGCAUGGACUUCGUAAGCCACGACAGACACAGCUGCACUGUCUCACCUCCUCGGAGAAAGUGUCCUUUCCUUGCACAAAGUGAUGCUGCCAGGAGUUGUAGCGCCCAGACUGCUUCCACACUCCCAGCUGCAGAGCCACAAAAGCAGUUUUGCCACUUUUCAGAAGUCUACUUAUUAAAUCUGCCACGGGGAUUUUGAGACAGAUGCUUGUCUCCUCUGGGAACUGAGUUCUUUCCUCAGGCAGAGAGAGAUGGAGAGGAGCAGGGUGCAAAAGGUUUGGAGAAGGGGAAUCGCUCCAAAUCUUGAAGCCUGUGGGGGAGCUGAGGGGCAAAAGUGCAUGGCCUAGAGGGGUCAUUAGUCAUUGGCAGCCAAUGUACGGAGAGUGGUUCCAGCCACGGUGAUGAAUGGAAGCCUCCUAUGGAGAGAGGAAAAGAGAGUAAAGAGCCCACCAGGGAGUAUUCAGAGUUUGCCAGCAAUAAGUUACCUGUCCAGUUUCUCCUCCUUUCACUGUAUUCAGAUAGGAAGGGGGGUUCUCUUGUGUCCUCUUCCAUUUCAAAGGUUUGACACAUGCUCCUCACCCUACCUCCCCCACCCUUGGGUGUUUCUUUUCUAUGUAUGCUAAAGCUGAUCUGGAAGUGGAAGUCUGGAUGACUUUUGCCAGCUUGGAAGUAACAGCUGCUGCUGCUUUGUGGGUGUGUUGUCCCAAGAGUCUGUGCCUGCAUGUCAUUUGAGCGGAAUGGGGUUAACAUGGCGGGAUUUCUGCUGUUAAAGGUGCCCAGGUAAAAAAAAAAAAAAACAACCAACCAACGAUGGGGAGUCAUCCUCCUCCUGCAGCAGGGUUUUCACAAAUGGCUUUCAUCCCUCCCGAUGUCUGACAUCCGAGCUCCAAGCUCCAAUCCCAGCCUGUACAAUAGCAAAGAUUUCUUUUUAUUUUAAAUUGCUUUUUGUAUUCUGUAAUGUGAUCCUUGGCCACCUAUCCAUGUGAUGAUUUCUAUACAAAUGUUGUAAACUUGACUGUAGUGCAGUAUUUCCAUUAAAAUAUCAGGGCUAA